UAACUUUUGUAAGUGCAAUCAUCAUAAUUAUAAUAAGAUGUUCAAAUUCGUUGUCUUCGUUGCGCUCGUCGCUUCAGUGUUUGCUGUGCCAGCCCCUGAACCACAACCAGCCCCCAAACCUGGUUUAAUUGCAACCUCAUACUCAGCGCCAAUAAUUUCGUCUGCCCCAUUGGCUUACAGUGCCCCUCUUGCAUACAGUAGCGUUGGUUAUUCUGGAUAUUAUCCUCCUUCUGCCUACGCUUCUGGAUACGCUUAUUCACCAUACUCGUCGUACAUUGUUUGAAUGCAAUAAAACAUUAAAAGUCUAUU
This is a messenger RNA of Aethina tumida (small hive beetle), 309 nucleotides long. Its product is annotated as neuropeptide-like 4. The record is from RefSeq and is a predicted model, not a curated record. The transcript is spliced from 2 exons. Bases 38 to 283 code for a protein of 81 amino acids. NCBI's taxonomy places the organism in Eukaryota, Metazoa, Arthropoda, Insecta, Coleoptera, Nitidulidae.